Triticum dicoccoides is the source of this 2424-nucleotide messenger RNA. RefSeq names its product YTH domain-containing protein ECT1-like. Gene Ontology annotation, biological process: mRNA destabilization. The transcript has 9 exons. Gene Ontology annotation, cellular component: cytoplasm. The record is from RefSeq and is a predicted model, not a curated record. NCBI's taxonomy places the organism in Eukaryota, Viridiplantae, Streptophyta, Magnoliopsida, Poales, Poaceae. Gene Ontology annotation, molecular function: mRNA binding. The coding region runs from base 204 to 1976 and encodes 590 amino acids.
UUAAAGCCCGCGAUGAUUAGCGUGGCCGGACCUCUUCCUCCUCGUCUCGCGUACUCACCAGCGUCAAACCUGACGGUGGAAGGAAACCUCUCCUCGCCGACUACCGACGGCCUCCGUGUCUCCUCCAGCCGGAGCACGUAGCUACGCUAGCCAUCUUUUCUCUCCUGCUUCGUCUCUCUCCUCCUCGCCCAAUCUGCCGGAACAUGGCGUUGAGCGGAGGAGAUCCGUCCGGAUUCGUCGAUUGCACAAUUCUGCUGCAAUCAGAAAUUGUAGUCGAUAAUAACCCCUCCAAGAGUGUAAAUACCAAAGAGCAGAUUAUUUCUAUUACAGCUGAGAAAACAAGUGUUACUGAUGCGCGUGGCUCUACCUCCUUAAAGUCACCAAAAGGUGCACAGGAGAAGGCUAAUUUUUUGGGAAAAGGUGGAGAACAGCCUUAUGUCUACCAGACCAAUGUGUAUGCACCACAGCCACAGACAGUCUAUUCUGGAGGAUACAUCAAUCCUUCAGGGCAAUGGGAAGAGUAUCCCUAUUAUGUGAGUAUGGAAGGACUCCAUUCUGCGUCACCUUCAAUCAUGCUAUCUCCUGGGUAUGCGAACAACCCCCAAAUGAUGUAUGGAGCUUAUUCUCCUGUUGCAACUGUUGAAGAGGGCCAGUCCUAUUCCCCUAUGCACUUCCCCUUCUCAUGUCCUUACUAUCAGCCACCGGCUUCUCUUAGUAUGGGAUACUCAAAUUCUAGUACUGGAAUGUCUCAAGGAGACCCUAUGCUUCAGCAAGAGUACUUUCUUCCUGAUGGUCUUCUCUAUUCACCCACAACUGUGUACCACCAACCAUUUGAGUCAUACAACAGAGCGGCAACACAACCAAACAAUGCUCCGGGAUUAUUUGGGCAAGGGAAUGCACCAUUGGUUUCUGGAAUGCAGCAUGGAUCAAUGUAUAAUUCUGGAUCCUACAAGGCACGCCAACAAGCUAGUAAAUAUGGAGGCAUUACUCCUAAUUGGGGUUCUGCUGGUCGUAGAUUUAAUAAUUUCGACUACAACUCCAGUCAACAAAGGGGGAGCAUGCCAUUCAAUAUCCAGAAUGGUGCGCUGGAGUUUCUGAAUGAGCAAAACCGUGGCCCACGUGCUGCAAAACCAAAGAAACAAGACAGAGAGAAUUCUUUAGUAGAUGACAAAAGCGAGAAAACCACUCAACUUAUUGACAGUGAACUGUACAAUUGUCCUGAUUUUGCCACGGAGUACAAGGAUGCGAUUUUUUUUGUAAUUAAAUCAUACACGGAGGACCAUGUACAUCGGAGCAUUAAGUACAAUGUUUGGGCCAGCACAGCUAGUGGCAAUAGAAAGCUGGAUUCAGCUUAUCGUGCGGCCAAACAGAAAGAAGACCAUUGCCGUGUUUUCUUGUUCUUCUCGGUUAAUGGCAGUGGUCAGUUCUGUGGUGUUGCUGAGAUGAUUGGACCUGUUGACUUUGACAGAAGUGUUGAUUAUUGGCAGCAAGACAAGUGGAGUGGCCAGUUUCCUGUGAAGUGGCACAUUAUUAAGGAUGUCCCAAACACCCUACUCCGGCACAUCACACUUGAGAAUAAUGACAACAAACCUGUAACAAAUAGCAGGGACACCCAGGAGGUCAAGCUAGAGUAUGGUCUCCAGAUGCUAAGCAUAUUCAAGAAUCAUGAGGCCGAGACAAGCAUUGUGGAGGACUUCUACUUCUAUGAGCAACGGGAGAAAGCCUUGAAGGAAAAUAGACGUCAGCAGCAGCCUGGCAGCGCAGAGUCCCUGAAGCCAACAGACGCUAAGGCUGUAGGGAAUUCUGUUACUCAUAUCGCGGACUCAUUUUCUCGGAGUGUCCAGCUGAAAGAAAUUGAGAAAAGUGAUAACAAACGUGAUGGUGCCAUCUCAAUGAAUGAUGCACAGACAGCUACCAUCAAGGCCGAAGAAAGCAACGCAAACAAAACUAAAGGUCCUGUGGAGGAGAGCAGUUGAUUUAUCUUCUGCCAUUUACUAGUUUGGAGCAGCUAUGAUUUGAUGCUCGUCUGGAGUUGAGAAGGGAAAAAGAUGCCGAUUCGAGUUCAGGCGUGGGCUGCUGCUGCUUCAGUUGUGAACAUCAUAGUCCUUAUUUCGCCUCCACUUAGGUUAUUAUAGUUUCAAUAUCAUAGUUCCAAAAUUCUUGUUCGUGGAUCCUUGCUUCCGUGUUCUUUCUUGUUUUCUUCUCUUUAUUUUUUACUUGUGUUGUGUUGUGAAUGCUGUUCAGUUUUAGUGGCCUUCUCAUCUCCUUUUGGUUUACCCGUCUAUCAUAAAUGCUGUCGAGUUUUAGUGGUACCUGCAUCGUGUUGUGAAUGAUGUUCCCUUCUACUAGUGUUUUAGCCGUAAGAAGGGACGGAUUUAUGCAUCAAUAACAUUCCAUAAUCUACAGCUCUGUGAUAGUUUCAUC